This is a messenger RNA of Symbiodinium necroappetens, 4602 nucleotides long. Lineage: Eukaryota; Dinophyceae; Suessiales; Symbiodiniaceae. The record is from the annotation of a GenBank genome assembly.
AUGGUGCGCCGCUUGGAGGCUGCCCCGCCUCAGAAAGGCCGCCGAAAGGGACUGUCUGAGUUCGUGGACCUCUGCUGUGCAGGGAGAACCCGGCCCAAUCCUCAUGUCAAGGUUGCCUACGAGCACAAUCGGAAGGUCUUUCAGAAACAGAGAGGUCCAUGCACCCACAUGUAUGACAUGGCCAAAGGCUACCCGGGGAACCCGCGAGUCUUUGAGCCAGAUCCUCGCAUCUCGAUGCCUGCAGGCCAGAUUCCUAGACCGUGGACUCCUACGCCCACUCCCGUGCGGCCGCCGUCCGCGCCACCAGUGCAGGGCGGCAACCGCAUGAGGCGACCGCAGCAUCCGACUCCGGCCGUCAGCCCGAACAUCGGGAGCACGACCGCAGCCUCAGACGAUUGCAGCUCCGCCCUCCGCUCUGGUGGCUGGCAGCUGAUUAGAGGCAAGUGGACUCUCUGUGCAAGCCCGACUACUUGCAUCCACGAGCGAGCUGACGUCAGCGCUUGCAUCGCAGGCGUGUGUGCGCCUGACCCCCUGAUUUUCCACUACUUUUCCAGGGCCAGCUGCGGGCCCUGCAUGCACCGGCCCAAUGGCCAGAAACCCAAGGAGAGGCCAGCCCCGACUGGAAAUCAGCUGGUCACCUUCGAUGCCCAGCUGGCAAAGCAGCAGGAGGAGGCUCAGCUCGCUAAGGAGCGACCCAAGAAGAACGACUACCUGGAUGUUUACACCGGCCCGAAGGUGAAGUGGGAAGACACGGGCCUGUAUAAGGCCCUUGUCAAGUCCCAAGACAUCGAGGAAGAGCUUACGAAGAUCCGGAAUCUGAUCCGCAAACGAACAGAUCCCGGCUACGAGCCGAACGAUGAGGCGGACUUCAAGGUGGCACCCAUCCGGAAGUUCGACUCGAAGAAUGACUACUACAAGCUGCUAGAGGUGGAUGACUUCGCAUCGGUCAAGGACAUCAAGGGUGCCUACAAGCGCCUGGCCCUGCAGUACCACCCGGACAAGAACAGGGACAAGAAGCCCGACAAGCUCCGGGAGAUGCAGGACGAGUUCGAGAAGAUCCAGGAGGCGUACGAGAUCCUCUCAGAUCGCGCCACGCGGCGGCAGUACGACCGCGCCCGCUUCGACGAGGCAAGAGCCAAGUCCCAGGGGAUGAACUCCUCCUUCUACUCGCAGAAGACGAACAGUGACUCGAACUUCUGGGGUCGCUGGUCCGGGAAGAAGGAGGGCCGAAGCGAAGGUGUCAACGCGCAGGAGGUUCAGAACCUGCUGAAGUCCAAGGCUCCGAAGCUGCCGAAGGCCGCCGCCCUCCGCCUUGAGAUCAAGAUCUCCCUGGAGAAGGCGUUGAGAGGUGGCUUGAAGAUCCGAGAGGUCAAGCGGGAUCGGAUGCAGCGGGCCUUCGGAGGGACGAAUCAGAACCUGAAGACCGUGAAUAUCAAGAUCGACCCGGGCCAAGCCGACGGGAGCGAGUACAGGUUGGAAGGAGAUGGCCAUUGGCCAAGCUUUAACACCACUCCAGGUGACUUGGUCGUGGUCUUCAGGCACAAGCCACAUGCAUUUCUCCGGCAGUCUAACAAAGAGACCGGUGCUCUACAGCUGGCGAUGCCGCUGACGGUCCGUGCAAAGGCCACGGACCCGGUUCUGUCUGCGUGGUCGCCGACGUUCAAAGGAAGUAUGGUGUUAAUACGAUUCCAGAACCCUUUGCUGAAGCUGGCGCCGAACAAGGCGUGUAAUGUCACUUUUGUGAUCGAUGGUGAGGGCUUGCCGGUGCCCGGAGACGCCACUCGUCGUGGGCCCCUUGGUGUGACGGUCCACAUACAGUUGGAUGGCAAUCCACUGGUGCCAUCAAUGAAUGCAGCCUGCUGCAAGGAUGUCGUGGCGAAGCGACAUCUGAAGAACUACAACCACCAAGCACACCUCAGGGUUAGCAUGUCAAACCCUCGUGCUGCUGGAUUCCCCGUGCGGAAGUUCGUAGCCGGAGAUGCCAAAGAGCGCGGUGGACUGCGCCUGGGGCUGGCCUCAGUGGCAGUCAUCUGGGAGUCGUCGCCGGGAACGGAUCCGGUUGCUUUCGGCAAAGCCGCGGCAGCCCUGGGCCAUCAUGCCCAGCUAAAUCCUCAAGGCUUUGGUUGGUGCUGCAACACCGGGCUCCUGAGGCAGGCCCUGCCAAACGCAGGCCACGUGGCUCUUGCCGACGAGGAGCUGGCGAGCGAGAGCGAGGACGAGCGGGCGAAUGCAAAGACCCAGGAAGUUUUAAAGGCGAGCGCGGGACAGCUCACAAAGCAGAGGCGUGUCCGGAAGCCGCGGCCAGAGGUGGAGAGCUUUCUCCUUCGCUUCAACCUGGGUCCUCCUGAAGGCUUUCCAGAUCCUGGCUCAGCGGACGAGGAGGAAGGCGAGCAAUCGCCAACCUUUGCCGGCCAGCCGGGCCAAGCGACCGCGGAGCUGCGGGUGGAAGGUGAGAAGGAGGGGGACGAAGAGGCGGAGCUGACCCGACUCAUACGGGAGAAGCAGAGCGAGCUGGAGGCGGCGAAGCGAAGGUGGUGUGAGAGGAAGGAGCGCCAGCAGGGGGAGCGGGAGGAGGAGGAAGGCCUCCUCCGAGAUCUUCUGGAGAAGGACAAGAAGCGGGAGCUGGAGCGUGUCGAGCGUGAGAUGAAUGGGCUGCGCUCCACCUUCGAGUUUCAGCUACAAGCAGAAAAGAAGUGGGUGGAUGAGUUCAUCUCCACCAACAACUACCAAAACCAGUGGGUUUGCGUGUUCAAGCCAGCAAUGGUGAUCCGGAAGAAGCCCGCAGAGGACGGGCCGAUUACUCGCCGAAUCAUGUGCGACGAGGUGAUUAAAGCGAAGGGCAAGGUCACGGAUGACUACUGGAUCCAACUUGAAACUGAUGAGUGGGCCCUCACGUGGCACAAGGUCCAUGGCCAGCUGCUGCAGCGCUGGUUCGGGACCGAACAGCAGCGGUACCUCGAUCUCCAGGCCAAGAUCGAGGAGAGGCGCAAGGGCCGAAACGAGACUUUUGUGGCCUAUCGGAGGAAGAAGAAGGAGAUUGAGCAGUGGAGCAUCCCUCCGGGUCCGUCCGAGGAAGAAAAAUGCGAGCUGGAGGACGAAGAAGGGGAGCAGCUUCACUUCGUGAUGGAGCCGAUCGUUAAAGAGAUGAAAGACUACAAGAGGCGCCUUCGGGAGCUUCGCCAGAAGCGCUUCGAAGCCGAAGCCGAGCGGCAGCGUCGCGACGCUGGAGCAGAGGGUCUCGCGGCCGCGCCUCUGCCGGCGGGCUUCGAGGCGGCCCUGGGCAGCGAGGAGGCGCAGGCGCCGGAAGCCAAGGCAGAGACCGAGACAGCCGAGCAACGGCCGUGGGAGGAGACAAAGCAAGCCGCAGACAAAGCCUUCAAAGACAAGGAAUGGAAUACGGCACUCUCACUCUACGGUCAGGCUCUGGAACUCGGUGGCGAUGCCUUAGAGUCCGCACAGCGUGCCACUUUGAUGUCAAAUCGGGCGCUUGUGUUUGCCAAGCUCUUUGACUGGGCGAAGAGCCUGGAAGAUGCGGUGGACGCAACGAUCCAGGAGCCAGACUGGCCCAAGGGCUGGUUGCGGCGGGCCACGGCUGAGCUCCGACUUUCCAAGAAUCGCGAGGCCUUGACCUCCCUCAAACGGGGCUUCAGCUGCGCUGGAAAGACGGCAGGUCAAUUCUUGACUUUGGCAACGGAGUGCGAGGCCGCCCUCUACAAUGAUCGGGAUGGUGGGGACGAUCCGGAUGCCCCGGUGUCGGCCGUCGAGCGGAUCGAGAAGUUCAAGGAGGGCGCCUCCUUGGCCUUCAAGCAGGGAACUCAUGGGGUGGCAGUCCUGCUUUACACCAGGGCUUUGUACCACCGCUCCAUGAUGGAGUCCAAAGACGAGGCCGUCGUCCUCUCGAACCGGGCCGCUUGCUUCUUGAAGCUGGAGCUUCCCAAGGAGGCUUAUGCAGACGCCAUGGCUGCAUCGGAGAAGGAUCCAAUUUGGUCGAAGCCUUUGGUUCGAGCGGGUCAGGCAUCCCUGAUCCUGGACGACUUCAAAGCAGCGUAUGCCUGCUUUGCCAAGGCCCGGAGGCUGGACGAACAUUACGAGGCGGCUAACGAUGGCGUUAACAGUUGUCUCCAGAAGAUCAUACGCUGGGAAUACUCCGCAGCGGCCAAGCGCUGGGCGAAGUUCGGUGUGGAUCGGCGACGGCCUCGCAAGGAGCUUCGUAUCUGGGCGUUGAGUGAUGUCUUCUUCGACCAGCACGGAGUGCCUGAGUGGUGCAAGAGCCUGUCUUCGUCCUUCUUCCGCGAUGACGUGCUGAUGUUGGCUGGAAACUUGGCCGACUCCUUGCCGCAGCUGAGAUUUGCUCUAACGGUACUGAAAAGCAAGUUCCGUCGCAUCUUCUACGUGCCCGGAAACCAUGACCUCUGGGUGCGCCGGGUGACGCUGAGCAGCAUCAUCAGGGGGGAGCAGGUCAAAGAUGAGCAGAGGGAAGCUCGACUGCAGACCAGCAUGCCAGAAUCACAUUACACGGCGCAGGAUACGAUGGCACAAGGCAGUCUCGGAUCAAUGCCACUGAUUAUGAUAUCAGGAGAGUCUUCGCUUCGCGAUCCAUAA